AUGGGCAUUUUAUUUUUAAAAGCAGGAAAGGUUUCAACAACAGUUGGAAUAGGUGUCGGAGUUAGUACAGUUUUUGUUGCAUUGUUAGUUGCAAGUUAUUUUUUGGGUUAUUACAGGCAUAAGAAGCUGUCAAAUAAAAUAAAAAAGGAAUUGAAUAAAGACAAUGGUUAUCAAGAACUUGUACAUUUGCCUAACGGUAAUAUGGGUAAUCAAAAGUCGGAUGCUGUUAAUUCAGUUAUUGAAAAUAAUACAAGUUUGCCCAAUAUUGGUUAUCAGAACAUCGAUAUGUCGGAAUCAAACUAUAAUUAUGUCGACCCUAAACUUGGCUGAAGAUUAUUAUUUGUAUUUGUAUACUGUUGAAACUGUUUAAUAUGUUCAUUUAUUUGA
Messenger RNA from Hydra vulgaris (swiftwater hydra), 387 nucleotides. RefSeq lists its product as uncharacterized. The record is from RefSeq and is a predicted model, not a curated record. NCBI's taxonomy places the organism in Eukaryota, Metazoa, Cnidaria, Hydrozoa, Anthoathecata, Hydridae.